This is a messenger RNA of Schizophyllum commune H4-8, 1993 nucleotides long. RefSeq lists its product as uncharacterized. The record is from RefSeq and is a predicted model, not a curated record. The transcript has 5 exons. Bases 210 to 1595 code for a protein of 461 amino acids. Lineage: Eukaryota; Fungi; Basidiomycota; Agaricomycetes; Agaricales; Schizophyllaceae.
AUGACGAGCGUGGGCCCGUAUUGCCGUAAUGUGCGCCAUUGGGUUGCCGCGACCUGCGCAAGGACCCCCUCGCCAUCGCCCGGCGGGGGCAGGUGAAAUGACUCGGGGCGGGGACUUAUAGAGCGGGGUAGUAUGCUGGGAUCUGCACGCUCGCAGCCCAUUUAUACAUCGCUUGCUUGAGUUUAUCACCUCGUCUGCUCUGCACCAAUAUGGCCACAGUACAAGACGCGUCCACCUCGAUUCUCGCGCCUCCUGCGACUACCUCUUCGGCCCCUGACGCGUCGUCUGCCACCCUCCCGCCACCGUCGCACCCCGCCAUCCACGACGCGACUAUCCUUCCGCCCUACUCCCCUGCGCGCGACGCGCCUCCAUACACACCUGCCGCACGCGACGACGAACGUGUGCUCCUCGCGCAGCCCCGCCGCAAUGAACGCGACCGCCCGCCCACGGGCCAUUUCCUCCAACAAUCCGGGCCCAUCUCCCUCGUCCUCUACGACCAGGCCGAGGGUGCCACUACUCCCCUCUUCCGGCAGCGCGCUGACGUGCGCGGGACUGUCGGCCUCGCCCCCAGGCUGCGCGAACGUGCGUCUGAGGUCGUGGUGAGGAUAGAGGGCCGGCUCGAGCUCGCCUACUCUGGCGGGAGCGCGCAGACGACGCGCACGGUGGACGAUUGCUACACCAUCUGGUCUGCGGACGCCGCCGAGGGCAGCAGCAUGCCACCGAGCGAGGUUGGCUUCUGCGUACCGCUGCCGAAUGGGUACGCAGGCUCAGACGGGAAGACGUACACGCUGCCCCCGAGUUUUCUUUGGGUGCAGCACGGGACGGCGGGGGUGUUCGUGAGGAGCUACUACCGCUUGCGCGUACUCGUUUAUGAGCGGCCACAUGGGCCUUUCGGAUUGCUUGCUGGAUCUCGGAGAAUGCUUGUGCCCUUCGACUACCGCCCGAGGACGCGGCCAGUCGCCCCCUUCUUCCCGCUCUCAUGCUUCUUCUCCACCGUCAAACACAUGCCCGAGGAGUGGGAAGAGACCGCGCUGGUUGUCGAACCCGCGGCGGGCUCUAAGCUCGGCUGCGUGCAGUGCCAGCUCUUCCUCCCUGCGGUCAAAGUCUUCGCCCUAAGCGACAAAAUCCCCUUCCACGUUCUACUCUCUGGCCGCGUCGACGCCUUACGCGCCUUCGUGCCCCUGGACGAGGUACCCAGCCCCAGCGACUGCCGCAAAGGCAAAGUACGACCUGGCGGUGUCGGCGCGGUGCGCAUCUCCAUCGUCCGCGAGGUCAUCGUCGAGGUGCGCAGCACGCGCAUCGUACGCUCCGAGCGCAUAGGCGAGGGGCGUAUCUGGCCCGUGCCGCCGACGGUCCUGGCGAUGGAGGACGCGAGCAAGCGCGCGGUCGAGGAUUGCCCCUGCGAGAACGCCGACUGGGAGGGCGAGCUGGCGUGUCGGAAGGAUAUCAUCACGGGCGGGUUUACGGCGAGUGGGCUGUGGGUACAGGAUGUUAUCCUCCUGGAGUUGACCCCACUGGUUCCGGGAACGAUGCAGAGCGUGCGCAAACGCGUGCCCAUCCGGCUCACGACGGAACCAUAUACGGAGCCGGACUAAACAUCGGAUGUACACGAUCCGCUGUUUCCUUGCUUCUGUCGAGGUGUCGCCAGCAAUCAUUCGAGCUACGCGCCCUAAUAUCUUCCGACGGCGUCGCGGUUCUACAUCAUCGGCGAUCGCUGACAGCAGAGCGCAGUGCUAUGGACGCAUGAGGUGGGAGAGCCGCCUAUCCGGCAGAUUUAUAGCAGAUGCCCUCGACCAGUCACGCAUGGUGUUGGUCAUUGUAUUGACGACCAUGUUCACGAAGGACUAGCGCAUAUUCGACACUGAUACCUAUGGUAUACACAAAUUUCAGUACAUACAGCAGUACUAUACUGGCAGGGAUUAGCCGUUCGUCCCUCUAUCGACUCGUUAGCAGAAGAAAUAUACUCAUUUUACCUAGGAAACUAGUGUUCAUC